AUGUUUUUCGCUGCUGUAAAAUCACUUCUCUUUAUUACAAAAUUACUACCCGUUAAUCAUCGAUCAUAUAGUCUAUACAUCAGGCAGCACUACGGGGAUUAUGCUUCAAACCUUGCUUUCCAUUACGUCAAAUCUCAACUUAAACUCAACAAACUCAAGUGUGAUUUGAAAUUUCUCAAGCAAUGCAAAAAGGAGAAUCUUCUUCCUAAUUUUGUAUGUUUCCACUACGCGAAAUCAUACAACCGCCACGAAUCGAUUAUCACCAAGUGUUAUCAUCAAAUCCUGAGGAAUGAAAUCAACAAAAAGAAGAAAGAACUAACUUAUGCGUAUCGUCGUUCGGCCCGCCUCAAGGCUGAUCUCUCAAUUAAUAUAAACUCUCUUAUUUUCUCUCGUGUUCUUAGGAUCGCGAAUGAACGCGUUACAUCCAAAACUGAAGAAUGGACAAAUGGACACCAAGGCAAAUUGGACCUUGCACGAACUCGAGCACAAAAACGUGCUCAAGUACAAGUGACUCGAAACAAACAUAUAACUGGCCGAAACUCACCACCAACACCGUAUAACAUUGAACCAAUCAAGAACUUAUCCAACAAACAACUAAGCAAAGACGAAUUUCUAGCACUCUCAAAUGGUCUAGACUAUGUUUAUCCAAAUAAGAAAAUCAACAUGCCCUCCUUUAUCAGUAAUAUCGAAACUUGUUUUGUGAAUAUUUUAGGUCACUGCACCAACAGACCGGACUACGAAGAAAAAGACGCUGACGAAGCCACCACCUACAAUUUAACACCUAUCCAACUCCAAUCAGCUACGAAACUUCGUAAAAUCUGCGAUAAAUUUUGUUUUGACUCUUCUAGACAAACAACAGAUCGAAACGCCAACAGAAUGCUCAACGCCGUCCGAAAUCUUCGAAAUGACAAAACCAUUCACAUCACUAAACCAGACAAAGGCCGAGGAGUUGUCAUUUUGGACCAUUCAGACUACUUAUCUAAAAUGAAUGAAAUAGUAAAUGACACUAAUACUUUUCGCCCUUUAGAUGCUGAUCCCACAAUCAAGGAAGAAGCCAAACUUCAUCGAAAACUCCUUGCAUUGAAGGCCUCUGGUUUCCUGUCCAACGAAGAAUACAGCAUUUGCCGGAGAGUUGGAUCACAGCCAGCGCGUUUAUACGGCCUGCCCAAGACCCACAAGGACGGUAUUCCUCUGUGUCCCAUCUUGUCAGCCACUGGCACAUUCAAUUACGGGGUCGCUAAAAUGCUCGUUAACCGUCUAACUCACCUUCGUACACAUCACACAGUAAUAUCUGAUACUUUUUCUUUUGUAGAUCAGUUACACAGUCUCGCCAUCGACAUGUCCAAACACAAAAUAGUAUCGUUCGACGUCACCAGCUUAUUUACAAAUGUCCCGUUGGAUUACACAAUUGGUCUCAUUAUUGAACAAAUAUACGGUAACCAUUGCGAUUGCAUCAAGAACGACCGUAAUAAGAAAAGAACCAUGGAUCAGUGCAACAACUGCCAGAACAAAAUCAACCUAAAAUGGCUUUUAGACAUCGCCACGAAAGGCACACACUUCUCAUUCAACGGUAACAACUAUAUCCAACAUAAUGGAGUUGCCAUGGGUAGCCCUCUCGGGCCGUUGCUCGCGGAUAUUUUUCUUGUUCAUUUAGAAAAACAACUCAUGGACGAAUUGAAUCAAAAUGGUCUCAUCUUUUGGCGUCGAUAUGUGGACGACACGUUCGCGAUAAUCGAAGAAAACACCAACCCACAAACUCUGCUCAAUAUUUUGAAUUCUUUCCACUCAUCAAUUCAGUUCACAAUGGAAUCAGAGUCAGCUGGUUCUUUAUCUUUUCUAGAUAUAAACAUCACACGCCUAUCAAUUCCUACACCCACUACACACUCAUUUUUCGAAACAAGUGUGUACAGGAAGCCGACGUUUACCGGACUUCUAACGAAGUUCACAUCCUUUAUACCAAUACAAUACAAAAGGAGCGUGAUCUCUUCUAUGGCAUAUCGUGCAAUCAGGAUUUGCUCAUCCUAUCCUCUUUUGGACAAGGAAUUCAAAACCAUCACCUCCAUUGCGUUGGCAAACGGAUAUCCAGUUAAGUUUAUCGAAGAACAAAUCGGCACUACGCUCAAUAAAUAUUUCUUAAAUAGGACACGUGACCCACUAAACAACUCCACAAUGGCUUCAUCACCUGUUAUCAUCUCAUCGGCCACAACAACCACACACGACCAAGCAUCAGCCGCUACACUCGCCAAGAAAAACGUUUUGCUCAUUGACAUUCCUUUUGUAGGCAGACCUUCUAUCGUUCUAGGAAAAAAGUUAAUCAAUUUCGUCAAACAAACCCGACCGGACAUAAAGCUUCAACCGAUUCCACGACCACCACCUUCAGUCCAACAACAAUUGCCUCGAAAGGAUCCUGUACAAAAACAUCUCCAGUCACAUUUAGUCUACCAAAUUCAAUGCAUGGACUGUGACGCCACGUAUAUCGGAAAGACAAUCCGCCAUGCCAUCACUCGACAUAUCGAACAUGGUGCACCAAAACACCCAUGUCAACCCGGCACAACAACUGUCGAACCUCCUACACUAGCCAAAGAUCUAAGACGGUCAAGUCGCUUGCGUUCCCUGAAAACAAAGAACACUCAUUCGCUUUCUUUAGACUCAUCACCGGCCACGGCUGUACCACGCAAACACAGAUCAGCAAUCUACGAGCACCAACAACAAACGAAUCACAGCAUCGACUGGUCCAAUUGGAAGAUCAUUGACAAGGAUCCACAUGGUUUUAAAUUAAAAAUACGAGAAUCGUUGGCCAUCCAACAACACCAACCUACACUCAACCGAACCAUGUCCUCAACGCCGUUGAUCAUCUUUCCGGAAGGACUCAGGAUUAGAAAGCCCAAGGUGAAAAUCAAAUGUGUGCGCACAAAAUAA
Messenger RNA from Adineta ricciae, 2919 nucleotides. The record is from the annotation of a GenBank genome assembly. Lineage: Eukaryota; Metazoa; Rotifera; Eurotatoria; Adinetida; Adinetidae.